UCCGCGGCCGGAUUGCAAAGCGGGGAGCGGGCUGCGCCACUGCCCCGCGGGAGGAGUGCUCUGUGCGCUCAGCCCACCGCGUCCCGGCUGCAGCGUGAAGGAGCCUCGCCGUCCACUUUGCUCCGGGCGUGGAGGAGAGCGGGAUGCGCGGCCCCCGGGCUUCGCGGGAGACGAGCGGGACUCCCCGCUCCGCAGCCCCGGAGAUGCGGGAGCCCCUGGGGGUGAACGGGAGUCGACCAAGACCCUCUACGCUCUCACCAGGGGUCCUCGGCUUCUUUUGGAAGUUCGAGCCCAGUUGGGUCUUUGUCUUCUGAGGAUCAUGAUUUUGACCCCACUGCUGAGAUGUUGGUCCAUGACUAUGAUGAUGAAAGAACUCUUGAAGAAGAGGAAAUGAUGGAUGAGGGUAAAAACUUCAGUUCUGAAAUUGAAGACUUAGAAAAGGAAGGAAACAUGCCUCUAGAAGAUUUACUGGCAUUCUAUGGCUAUGAACCUACAAUUCCAGCAGUUGCAAAUUCCAGUGCAAAUAGUUCCCCAAGUGAACUUGCAGAUGAACUACCAGAUAUGACACUAGACAAAAUCCCUGGAAAGCUUUCCUCGCCUUUCCGAUCUCAGGCAGGGAGAGGAAUCCACAUCUUGGAACCUCUUCCUGAGGAAAUAGCAAAAGACCUAUUGUCAGGUGAUGAUGAGGAAACUCAGUCUUCUGCAGAUGAUCUGACACCAUCAGUGACUUCCCAUGAAACUUCUGAUUUCUUCCCUAGGCCUUUAAGAUCAAAUACUACAUGUGAUGGGGAUAAGGAGUCAGAAGUUGAAGAUGUUGAAACAGACAGUGGUAACUCACCUGAAGAUUUGAGGAAGGAAAUAAUGAUUGGUUUACAAUAUCAGGCAGAGAUUCCCCCUUACCUUGGAGAGUAUGAUGGUAAUGAGAAAGUGUAUGAAAAUGAAGACCAGUUACUUUGGCGUCCUGGUGUGGUUUUGGAGAGCAAAGUUAAGGAGUACCUUGUUGAAACCUCAUUAAGAACUGGAAAUGAAAAAAUAAUGGACAGGAUUUCUUCAGGAACACACACAAGGGAUAAUGAACAGGCAUUAUAUGAACUUCUCAAGUGUAACCAUAAUAUAAAGGAAGCGAUCGAAAGGUAUUGCUGCAAUGGAAAGGCAUCUCAAGAGGGAAUGACUGCGUGGACGGAAGAAGAAUGCCGGAGCUUUGAACAUGCACUCAUGAUUUUUGGAAAAGAUUUUCAUCUUAUACAGAAGAAUAAGGUGAGAACUAGAACAGUUGCUGAAUGUGUAGCAUUCUACUAUAUGUGGAAGAAAUCUGAACGCUAUGAUUACUUUGCUCAACAGACAAGAUUUGGAAAGAAACGAUAUAACCAUCACCCUGGAGUUACGGACUACAUGGAUCGUUUGGUAGAUGAAACAGAAGCUCUGGGUGGGACAGUCAAUUCUUCAGCCUUAACUUCCAACCGGCCUGAGCCUAUUCCUGAUCAACAGCUGAACAUUCUCAACUCUUUCACUGCCAGUGACUUGACAGCUUUGACCAACAGUGUAGCAACCGGCUGCAACCCCACGGAUGUGAAUUGUUUGGAUGAUAGCUUUCCUCCACUGGGCAACACACCCCGUGGACAAGUAAAUCAUGUGCCUGUUGUAACGGAGGAGUUACUCACCUUGCCCAGCAAUGGGGAAAGUGAUUGUUUUAAUUUAUUUGAGACUGGAUUUUAUCAUUCGGAGCUAAACCCCAUGAACAUGUGCAGUGAAGAGUCAGAAAGACCAGCGAAGAGAUUGAAAAUGGGCAUUGCUGUUCCUGAAUCCUUUAUAAAUGAGGUUUCUGUAAAUAAUUUGGGUGUGGACUUUGAAAAUCACACACAUCACAUCACCAGUGCCAAAAUGGCCGUCUCUGUGGCUGACUUUGGCAGCCUGUCUGCCAAUGAGACCAAUGGUUUCAUCAGUGCCCACGCUCUGCAUCAGCAUGCCGCCCUUCACUCUGAGUGACAUGAGUGAGGGACCCAGAAACCGUGGGUGUGCAGUACCAGUAAACUUGAGGGAAGUAUCAGGUUUGCUUAGUCUUUCACUGGAAGUUUGAACGUUUUUCACUAUGACAUCAGUGAUGUCAGUAUGUAUAGAACUAUAUCUUGAUUUAUCAAGAGUAUUUUCAUUUUUCAAUCCAUAAAUGUGGAAACGAACUAUGAUCAGCAGAGUUGGGAACUAAGAUUGAACUCUGUGGUGCAGCUUUAAGCUCUGCUUAUCUCUUCCUCAUCUCCCAAUACCUCUUCCCCACUCCCUUCUUUUUCUAUUCUUUUCUGUUCCCCACUGCCCUCACACCCAAUUUUAAAACCUGUAGACAGAGGCCACCAGCUCAAAACCAGCACAGAUGUUCUGAACUGAAUGGAGUGGCUUCUUUUCGAGUAAAUUCCUUUUGCCGUAAUGGAUGCAGUGGAAUAACAAUGUUUACAGGUACCGAUCCUGAUCCCUGCUAAAUGUAGCAUUUUUUGGUUUUAUUUUCUUAACUAAAAGCAGGGGUAGGUUUCUUUAAACUGCACAAACAUGCAAAGAUUUUUUUAAAAUGGAAACUUCUCUCAUGUUAUUCAACUAGAGCACUUCAGUUUACAAAACAGCAAGUCCAUCUUUAUGGAAGCCAGCACGAGGAACUGUGUGCAAAUUAUGAAGACGCUUGCUUGGAUCCUAUUUGAAAAUACUAGACCAGGGCUACCUUACACAAAAUCAGUCAUUUUGCUGUCAGAAGAUUUUUGUGUAACUUCAUUUGUUGGCUAAUAAUGUGGCGUUUGAAGAUGUGGUAUUCCGAUGAGGUUUUUGUCCACCAUUGACAAGAUUGUAAUUGUAAAAAUUAUACCAGACAUUGAUAACUUAGUUUAUCCUGAGGCAGUUGACUGGCAGGGCACAGUCUACAAAGCCUAGGAUGUUGCCACUCAUUGGUUUACAUUUUGGGACACCUCUUAAGUUGUUUGUAGCACUGCAGUUCGAAGUGUUAAUAUUUAGGAGGGACUUCUGGAUUUACACAUAAUGCAGUAGAACCUUGAAGUAUAUUUAAACGAUUUUGUUUAGCUUGAACAGUUGGCAAGAAAAAUGUGAGUUCCUAUCUGAAAUAGAAUGGUCCGUUACCACUUUAAGAUUUAAAAAGUUAUAAACAUUCAGAUGCAUCUCAAACUCACUUUUAUUUUUAUUGCAAACGUGAAUGAGAUUGGCCAUUUUGGCUCUAUAGACAUGCAUCUUUAAGUUACAAGGUGAAUUCAAACAAUAUGUAAUACAGUAUUAGGAUGUAAUAAGCUUUGCUUUUAUAUUUCAGUUAAAACAGAAUUUUACUUUUUUUUUUUUGGUACCGCCUUAAUUAAAUUUUCAGUUUCUUCUAGUUGUAUUGCUUUGCAAAAAACUGAAAUGUUUGGCUGCAUUGCUGAUAUUUGUAAGUGUAAGUCACUUCAAGGUUGUGCUGAUGAGUAGGUAGAUUGUAGUAACCUUAGUAGUGAUGGAAAGGGAGGGUAUUUAUUAUACAAACUGUGAACUGCAAUGACGUCCUUAGUUUUGGAUGAUGUGUAUUCUUGUUUUUCUUUGCAGCAUUUUAAUGAAGAUUGCUUUGAAGUGUUUACGCAGUAGCACAUUUACUAUAAAAUGUAGGUUAGCACAGUGGACAAAAGUAGAUAAAUUAAUAACUUAAAAUCAUUCUCUAAUUUAUACAUCUAAAGUCUAGCAUUCCUGUAUGCACACAGUAAAAAAUGGGUAGCCUGGGCUGUAUGUUGCUUUUAGAUAUUUUUAUCCAAGUUGUCAGCUUCUUAUUGCUGUGGUGUUGUGCUAAACUUUGACCUUAUUUCUUUUGUUGAAAAUCAGUACAACUUCUAUAAUUUACUAAGAUACUGGCCAUAAUCUUCCAUUGUUAUCACUUUAAUUUUCACUCUGGGUUUACAGUGGCUGGUUGUAUAAAAUAAUUUACACAAAGAUGACUGAAUGGUAAUACCAGUUGCACUUAAAUGAACAUCCCCAUUCUCAGUAGCUGAUGCAGUAAUAUAUUCAGUUUAUCUAUGCAUUGCUGGGAUCUUGAUAUAAGAUGGAAACAGUGUUUCUUAUCUAAAGUUUUGAUUAUCAGCAAGUUGAAUGGACACUUUAGUUAUUUAAAUAAAGAUUUUUGACCAAAAUUCAGAAAAUGAUAUGAGAGAAAAAUAAAUUACAGCUAGUUUAAUAGAUUUUUAAAUGCCAAUCUGAUUUUAGCCUCUUAGAGAGUGCUUAACUAGCUGGUAACGUUUACUUUUAAUUCCUUGUUAAAAUGAGGCAAUAAUUUGCAAGAUUUUUGUAUAUAUGUGUAAAUUCUUCAUAUCUUUUUAGAUCUAAUUCAAUAUUUUCUGACUGCUUCUGCCAUGUAUAAUACCAUUUUUGUGCAUGCUUGAUGUGACAUUCAUAAAUUGUACCACUAUGACUUUAUCCAUGUAAAAUAGCUAUUUAUUGAAUUUUCUUUUAAAAGCUUGAUUUACUGGCUGUUUUUUUUUUUUCCCGUUUAAGCAUCUUAACAGAGAAUUUGUUACUGUUUAUUAGAAGAAUUGCGUUUGAGAGGAUGGAAGUAACUGAUUUGCAAUCACAUGAAGAAACAAUAAUGCCUUUAUUAUCAAGUGUUAAGCACAAUUCUUAUAACAAACUGUGAUAAAUUCUUUUUUUUUUUCCUUUGCUGCAUUAUUUUCGUAUGAACAAACCAAAAAUCCAUGGUGAGCAGUUGCAGUGUUGGCUGAUGUAUCUUUUAUGUACAGAGAAUUUGAAGAGGACGGCGGAUUCAUUUAGAAGUGUAACUGGUGCUGUGAUUAUAGCAAUACUUUACUUUUAUUAGUCGUACUUCAUCUUUUUCAUGCUAGCUUUUUAAAUGUUCAGUUUUCCUCUUGUCAUGGUCAACUGCUGAAUUUACUUGAAGGAUGUAGAAUACUGUUUAAACAAUACUAAAGUGUGUACAAUUAGGUCAAAGAAUUGUGCAAUUGUUUCCUUUUUAAUUUUUAAAAUUGAGGGUCAUAAAUAUUUGAGGAUGUCAGAUCUAAUAGAGCAUAGUGAUACUAUUUAAUUUAACCAAAGUCUCUAGUGAAUAUUUCAACUUUGAAUGUAAACUAAUGAAUAAACCUGACCACCAAGGAGAUUGUUUGCCCAGAGUUUCAAAGCACAUUGUCUACAAAUGGAAAUUGAAAUAAUUUAUAAAAAUAUUGACAUUGCUAUGUUUUUUAAAAAGUUCUUAAUUUUUUCACUAAAAGGAGGAAACUAUUAGUUUUAUUGUUAAAUAUGGUAGAUAUUAAAAUUCCUUUUAGAUAACCAGUGAUUCCAAUGGUCCCAGUUUGAAGUAAGUACCCUGUAUGAGAUUAAUUAGUGACAAUCAGAACAAGUUUUAGUAUCAGAUGUUCAAGAGGAAGUUGCUAUUGUUGUAUUGAUUUUAAUAUUUGUACAUAAACACUGAUUUUUUUGAGCAUUUUGUAUUUGUUGUACUUUAAUACCUGGUGUACAGUUCCAGAAAUAAAAAUCUGGAAAUCUUUUUU
This is a messenger RNA of Hipposideros armiger (great roundleaf bat), 5507 nucleotides long. RefSeq names its product MIER family member 3 (gene MIER3). Bases 343 to 1986 code for a protein of 547 amino acids. Gene Ontology annotation, cellular component: nucleoplasm. NCBI's taxonomy places the organism in Eukaryota, Metazoa, Chordata, Mammalia, Chiroptera, Hipposideridae. Gene Ontology annotation, biological process: negative regulation of transcription by RNA polymerase II. The record is from RefSeq and is a predicted model, not a curated record. Gene Ontology annotation, molecular function: histone deacetylase binding; transcription corepressor activity. The transcript has 14 exons.